AAGUUUCUGCCGUGCAUCUUCAAACAGGAAAUCUGAGAUUCAGAACAACUUAUAUUUUGGCUUGUAUUCGCUGAUCAUGGGGUGAUCCAGAAAUAAACUCCAGGCUUCAAAGCAAGAGUGUUUCAAAGCUGUCCUGCAGUUGAUCGAAACACCCAGGCAAAGCAAGGAGAUGAAUACCAGCGAGGAUUUUCUGAAUUAAGACUUAAUCAAGGAGAUAACCUAUUUCAACAGUAUUGUUAUCAUUUUAUUUCUGAACAAAAAGCAAAAAAAAAACCAAACAAAAAAACAUGGCUACAACGGCAGCAAAUACUCAAAGACAAACGAUAGACUGUGAGGAAUACAGCCUGUACAGUAGCUUGAGUGAAGAUGAGCUUAUAAAGAUGGCCAUCCAGCAGAGCUUGGAAGAGGACCCCACGGGUCAGCCAGCUGCCCAGAGCCACCAGAAGUCGAUGGUGGCAGGUCCCGGCGAGGCGGCCGCCCCCAGCCGUGCCAGCAGCCACAACCCACCCUACCACAUCUACCCUUGGCAAAGAUUGGCGGCCCAGCCGAGAGGCCGUGCUCAGCCAUCCAGCUCGGGGGCAGCCUGGGGGGUCAGGCGAAGGUACGACGGCAGCCUGUUCAGCACAUCCCAGUCAGUAGAGCUUGACCCUGUAGUGGCAGCAAUCAAGGAUGGAGAUGAAAAUGCAGUAUGCAACAUGAUGAAAUCAGGAAAAGACCUUUCUGAACCUAAUAAGGAUGGCUGGAUACCCCUCCACGAAGCUGCAUACUAUGGCCAAGUGGGUUGCCUGAGUCUGUUGCAAAAAGCAUACCCCGGCACAAUCGACCAGCGCACCCUCAAUGAGGAGACGGCUCUCUACCUGGCCACCAGCCGGGGCAACCUGGACUGCCUGCUCACCCUGCUGCAGGCUGGGGCUGAGCCUGACAUCUCCAACAAGGCCAGAGAAACGCCGCUCUACAAAGCCUGUGAGCGCAAGAAUGCAGAGGCUGCGAGACUCUUGGUACAGUACAAUGCUGAUACCAACCAUCGUUGCAAUCGAGGAUGGACUGCUCUCCAUGAGGCUGUCUCCCGAAAUGACCUGGAGAUUAUUGAUAUCCUUGUGAAAGGGGGUGCCAAGAUAGAGUCUGCAAACGCCUAUGGGAUCACUUCUUUAUUUGUGGCAGCUGAGAGUGGGCAGUUGGAAGCUUUGCGAUACCUCGCCAAAUGUGGUGCUGAUAUAAAUACUCAAGCCAGUGAUAAGGCCUCUGCUCUUUAUGAAGCCUGUAAGAAUGGACAUGUACCUAUUGUGGAGUUUCUUUUGUCCCAAGGAGCAGAUGCUAACAAAGCCAAUAAGGAUGGCCUGUUACCUCUUCACAUAGCAGCCAAAAAAGGGAUAUGCGAGGUUGUCACCAUGCUGAUCCCUGUGACCAGCCGCACUCGCAUCAAGCGUAGUGGCAUCAGCCCCCUGCACUUAGCGGCUGAACGCAAUAAUGAUGACAUCUUGGAAGAGCUGAUUGAUGCUGGCUAUGAUGUCAACACCACCCUCUCCAAUGAACGGUCCUGCCUUUACGAGGACAGACGCACCACCCCCCUCUAUUUUGCUGUUUUUAACAACAACAUCUAUGCCACGGAGCUGCUGCUGCAAGCUGGAGCCAACCCCAAUGUUGACCUCAUUAACCCAUUACUCAUCUCCAUCCGCCAUGGCUGCCUGAAGACCAUGAAACUGCUCCUUGACCAUGGAGCAAACAUUAAUGCCUAUAUAUCAAGCCAUCCCACCACAUUUCCGGCUACCAUCAUGUUUUCGAUGAAGUACCUUUCUGUGCUGAAGUAUCUCCUGGAUCUGGGCUGUGACGCAGGUUCCUGUUUUGAGUGUCAGUAUGGAAAUGGCCUACACCCUGCAUUAAAUUACAGACGGGACAGACUUAAUGAUCCUCAGCUGUCCAAGGAGCCAACCAUAGUACAGUUUUGUGAAAUGGUGUCUACUCCAGAGAUGAGUCGCUGGGCUGGGCCGAUCAUCGAUGUUCUCCUGGAUUACGUGGGUAAUGUGCAGCUCUGUUCCCGGCUCAAGGAACAUAUUGACAGCUAUGAGGACUGGGCUGUCAUUAAAGAAAAAGCAGAGCCCCCACGACCUCUUUCCCAUCUUUGUCGCAUCAAGGUACGAAGCCUGGUUGGAAGAAACCGCAUUAAACUUCUUGACACCUUGCCUCUCCCGGACAGACUGAUUCGAUACUUACAGCAUGAUUACACACAGUGACCCCAGGCACACCGGACAUGCAGCGGCUUCCCAGCAUGGCACCCAGUGUCAUCAGCAUGGCAAGGGUGCACAUCAUGCACCAUUGGGAGGAAUUGCUGCUGGCUUGGUCAAGCGCCCUCCAAUGACUAAUCUAAGAGAAAUAUGCUUCUGAAGCAUGAGUGAGAAGAAAAUGGAGGAGACAGAGAGCUAAACAUAGGACUGUUGUUAGGUUUCCAAGAGAAAACACAUAUGAUUCACCUCAGAGCUUGGUCUGCAAAGAACAAGAAAUGAAAGCCAACACUGAAAAACGAGUAGUGCUGAAGCAAGUAUCAGUGAGGAAUUCAAAGGUAUCCUGGGGUUGCGGUGGAGCUUAGCAUCCUUGCUGUGAUCACAAUUCAGAAAUUGCCAAGAGUCAGCAUAUUUGGGACAACAAUCACGUUUCCUUCACUGACUGAGAUUUUUAUUUUAGUUUCUAUUCUACUGUUUGGAUUUCUGCUAAGUGUGCUGGUUGCUAAUUCUUUGAUACUUUGACACCAUCUUGCUAACACUUUUACUUUCAUUUUUUGGACCUUUCUUAUUGAGUGGAGUACUUGAUUUCUGAACAUUCAAAUCUCAGAACUUUUUAAUAGACUAAAAUCCAGAAAUGCUGGUUCCUUUAAAAGUCAAGGAAAGAUUUAUUUAAGAAGGAUGUAAGAAUUGUAUUUGCACAUAGUAAAUACAGUUAAUUUUGUAUUACAUUUUCAAUAAGAAGUUAGGUGAAAUUCUGCUUGAGAGAAUUUUGUAGACUGGAGUUGAAAGCAACUCUGAGCUCUUUUUUUUUUUGGGGGGGGGUGUAAAUUAGAAGUAGCUGCGCUGUAAACAGUAGCUUUACUCUGUCAUGAAGCUGGUGUCAGAACAGAACAAAGCCCUAGAGAAGGAACAGAAAGUGAUGCAAAGGAGAGAGGCAAGGUACGUAGGGAGAGGCAACACUGCUAAACCAACUUUAUCUAUUCCUUCCCUAGAAGAUCUUGUCCCUACAAAACCCAGCCUCUCUUAUCUCCUUGGACCUCUGUGGCUAUAACAAUACCAUCACUGGAAGAAGAGAGAUUAUUUCAAAAUUAUGAAAGUCAGACUCUGGGAUUUAUGAAAACAAAUACCCAGAAUUAGGCUUCCAAAUCCUUAUUCAGGUGCCUAAACAAUGCCAAGUUGCUUGCGCCAGGUGUAGUUCCACGUAAGCCAAUGGGACCACAUUUGGUGUCAGAUAUUACUGAGGCAAAAUAAAGUCUUAGGAUUUAGCCCUGAAUUUCCUGACUUUGGAAGUUUGAAGUACCUAUUAGCUCCCUUUGACACUGAUGAAAGUUAUUAUCUCAUCUUCUUUGAAAAUUAGGUCACCUAUUAACAGCUCAGAUCCACAAUUGAUUUAUGGCAGCUUAACAAGUUACCGUCUAUCAGUUGAACCGCUAUAAUUGUCCGUGAAAUUCUUUUAUUGAAGUUUUUAACAAGUCACAUUCCCUCACAGCUGGGGAGGCCGAGGAGCCCAUGAACGGUUAUUGGCAGUGUGACUACAGCUCAGUUGACAGGUAUGACUUGCUGAACUGAUUUGAUGAGUGUCUCAUUCCUGACCAGGCACCUAAGUAAAGAUGGAAGAGCCUAAAUUUGGAAAUACAUCUUUGCAGACCUUAUGCUAGAAGCACACUCAUUCUUACCGUAGGUGACAAAGGAGCUGUGCACCAUGGUUUGUUUGGAUUCCCCACCAGAGACCUGACAGAUCUGGUUUUCUUUGUUGGCCUGCAUACCAUUCAUGGAAUCAGGUAGAAAUAUAAGUAGGGAAAAUGCAUUGCACCAAGUUUUAUUUGUGUGGAGUUUUAUACCUUAACAAAGGACUAAAAGUGUUGCACACAUACAAGUCUGGGCACACAAGUUCAGAUUCUGUGAUUGUUUUGUGUGAAAUGUGUUCAGCACUUGUGGGACAGGAUGUGAGCAGAAGAAUCGGUUACAGCUACGGGCACUCUGUCCAUAGCUGUCCCCUUCCCAAAUGCAAAAGAAGUUGAAAAACCAUCAGAGUUUCAAUUCACACUGAACAGUGAUCUUCUUGCAAAGCUUUGGAAAGUCAGGUGAGAUUCCUCCACUGCUGAAAUUUCAUCCAGUGAUUUCCAAUACCACCAGUUUAGGAUCUACCCCCUUGUCUCCUGUAGCAUGAACAGGGAAUUGCUUCAGGUUGGAAAAAUACUGGGUGGAGGGUAAGGGAUGGGGAACAGGAAAUCUUUAGACCAGUUUUGCCAAUGAAGGCAAUUGGUAAGCAAUAGCUUGAGAGACAGAAAAUCACCUGUGGAGUUCAUGCAUCUCUCACUUUAUGGGGCUGAGCAGUGAAGGUCUGGGUCUUAUAUUGAUAUAAAUCAGAAGAAAAUUCUUUGAAAUUAAAUUAAUGUAACAGAGCAGAGUCGUAGAGGGUGAUAGAUACAGACACGGCUUGGUGGAGACCAUUUACUUAACUGCUUUUUUGGUGUGCGGUGACAGCCCUGGAGACCGCUGGCCGAUAGAAGGAUUCACAAUCACUAACUGCAUGUAUAACCACAGGGGUGGGAUUUCAUAAGCUACCCCGAACUGAGAAUUUCUCCUGAGCCAACAUCAUUACAUAUGCAAAAGUCUCAGGGGUGGCCAUUUCUUUUUAUGUCCUUGGAGAAGUUGAAACUGGGUUUGAGUGGAGCAAGUAUGGAAAGUUCAUUUCUUCUUUCAACCAAGAGACCUUCAUCUCUAUUGGGAGACCCAUGUCCUGGUUGCUCUCAACCAUCUGUCCUGAGCAGGACAGACACUGAGCUGGAGAGCACUGGUCUGAUAGGAACGUACCACAACUGCAGGAAGGAUAAGGGCACACUGUGCACAGAAACUGAGAAGACAAGAGUGUUAAAGGGGAAAUCUGGUAAUUACAAUGUUAUUAAAUCCGUUCUGCUUGAUCCUUACAGCAAAUCUUCACACACUCAGUUUACAUUUAUUUGCACUGAAAUGGAGCCCACUACCUCUCCACUCCAACCACUGACACAAUAUUUUGUGCGCAAUACUGAAUCUGCACAAAUUCAUUGUGCAUUUAAUGCAUCUAUCUAGAAGUUACUGUGAAAAGACAAAUACCCCAAAACCCAAACAAACUAGGCUUUGUAAGCAGAUCAGUAGUUCUAGCGCAAGGUAAAGUGGCUUGUUUUUACUGAGUGUGAUAGAUAGACUCCUUCAGAGAUGAUGACUUUAUGUGAAAUGUUCUAGGAAUAUUUCGUGACCAGGUUACUGUACUUUUUUUUUACUGCAUCACGUGCAAUUCACUUGAUGUUCUUGUGCACUUUUUUGAUUUUUUUUAUUUCAUUUUGUAUGAAAGCUUUUUCACUUACCUCUUCCUUCCCAUUAUUUAUAAAAGCUAUUGUGGUUUUAACAGUUUACAUUUGCAUUGUUGUAGUAAAUAGCAGCUCUCAAAUGUUAUGUUUCCAUCUUUCAAACAAAGUAUGAAUAAACAAGUAGAUUCUGAAGGCUAUCAGCUAUCCUGAAUAGCAACAGUGAACAACCAAACACAAAAAUAGCCAGGAAAAGUCUGAGUCAAUCCAAGACUGAACAAUUAAUAAUUUUGAUGUUAAUCUCAGGGGUUAGAGAACAGUAAGUAUUGCUAGAGAGGAGACAGAGUUGCUAUUCUUUGCAAAACUUUUGGAAAGUCUCACACAUCCCCAUUCAGUGAUUUUGAAUAUACUUAACAAUUGUCUUCUGUUCAUUUGUGUUUGACUUCACUGCUGCUCCAGUUCAGAGCCCCAGCAAGAGCCACCUCCUGCCCUGGGCUGGGGAGGGAAGUUCCAUGGAUUUUAAGGAUUUUAAAAAGUAACAUCAGUUUAAAUCUGAGGGUAAGUGCAUAAAUAUCUGUGUGUCAAGAGUAAUUUGGAAUGGUCUGAUUCAAUCCUUCAUCAUCACUUAAAAACAUGCUAUUCUACUACAUGGAAAAUGUACAGCAACAUACAUUCAAAUGAGAAACAGUUUCAGAGAAGAAAAAGAAAACAAAGAAUUUAAUAUCCAAAAGGUAGAAACUUGAUUUUAACUCUCUUCUUUCUCUGGAUUUCUUCAGAAAUAAAAUUUCUACAGAGGCUAUGCACUUUUCCAAGUAUUUUAAUUUUGAUAGAAAUCCAUAUUCUGGUACAAUAUGCAGCACUUUCAAAUUUCCCUUCUGAACUCAAGCAGAAACGCUUGUCCACAGCAAUCACUGCAAUACCUGUGGUUCAUUCCACAACCUGCUCUGGUCACCCAGAGAGAAAUCCAGACCAAUGCCAAGGAGACUGCUCUGCAUUAACAGCACUGAGACAGCGUUUAGCAUCUGGCUUCCUCUGGAUUACAACAGUGACACAGAGCUAUUGGUGUAAGAAAGCGCCCCUACUCUCAUGUAAAAAAUUCCUUGCUCUGCAAAUUAAGAGCAGUAGUUCUCUUCCCAUUAACUUAAAUGGGGGUACUACCUCUGGUUUCCGUUAAAGCCCCCUUGUGGAGAGGGACAGAGUCUCCUGAUGGAUUUUUUUUCCAAAAAGACAAAAAGGGACAGACAUCUAAGUAUAUUCACAUCUUCACUUCUGGAUCAAGAUCUAAACUGAUGUCUUUAAGUCUUAGAUCAGCUCUUUACCACCUUGCACCUUGCAUGUAGUUGCAGGUAUGUGUUACCAAAGCCAUCUCCUGCUCUCUCUCCUAUAGGAGUAGUCUAUACAAGCUUGAUACAUAUAUUAAGUGCUGGUAGCAGGGAGAAAGCAAGGAAAGCCAUCUCCAUUUCUACUUUUGGCCUCCUGGACUAACACAUUACAGCCAUUGUUCCCGUAAAAGUAAACAUUGGUGCGAUAUACUGUGAGGUUUGGGGAAAGAAUGAGCUACUUUUAGCCUGAGAGUAGUUCAUAUCCUAACGAAAGUUGCAACCUGGUUAUAUAACACCAAACCCCAUCAGAAGAUCCAAAAUGAUACUCUACAAUUGCUUAAGAUGAUAAUUUUUUCAUGACUGCAAUGUGCUCAUGAGAAGUGUUGCCUGUUUUUCCCCUUAUGGAGAUACCAAGAGUCAUAGGGAGCUACGCUAGCCAGAGACCAAGCCAAUCGAGGCCACUUUUUAUUGAAUUCUGGGAGAACUUCCCGUUAGCUUCAGUGAGAGGAUGUUCAGGCCCUGGGAAUCACAGGUGUCCAUUCUCUGGCCCUUUCCCCCCCAGUAUAAUACACUUCUCUUGACCUCAGUGAUUUACACCAGUGUAACUGAAUAGAUACAUAGGCCUGCAAUAUUAAACCUUUCAGAUCUCAUGUUCUGUGCCUUAGCACCACUUUCUCCAUGGGUUUAAGAGAAAUCUAACUUUAAAAAAUCCCCAUUUAACUUUUCUAAUGCCAAUUUGUUAAAAUAAUUGGGAAAAUACUGGGCAAAUCAUUCACAGCCGGGUCUUGUGAUAGCAUCUUAAAAUCAGACAAAAUAAGAUGUCUGUGAGCCAGAAAUCAAGGCAGGCUAUUCUAUACACUUUUUUAUUCUAACAUAUUUUAUGGUUUUGUAUUCAACUAAUACAAUUUCUCAUUUGUUCUGUUGAUGCAGAACAAUUUCUGAUGUGGAAAUUCAUCCUGCUUCUGUUUGCACCAGCUUAACACUAGCUAAUUUCCCAGCCCCAGAAGAAUUACUUUUGAUUUACAUCACUCUGAAUAGGCAGAGAUUUCAGCCCUCAUAUCUACCCACCAGCUGCAAAUCAAACCUGUGUCUACUGAGUGGGGCAAAAAUAAACAGACUGCAUUUGCAGAAUCGCCAAAAUAAAAUUACCUGCUUUCUUCCCUUAAUUUUUUCUUUUAAUUCUGUCAGUAUUUACAUACAAGAAGAGCUUAAAUCAAUUCACAAGUGUGGUUUCUACAUUAAAUACUGUCCUUCCAGUCUCUUGGACGCAAAAGGAAGUGACCUGAA
This is a messenger RNA of Harpia harpyja (harpy eagle), 8115 nucleotides long. RefSeq names its product ankyrin repeat and SOCS box containing 2 (gene ASB2). Gene Ontology annotation, molecular function: protein binding. The transcript is spliced from 10 exons. The record is from RefSeq and is a predicted model, not a curated record. Bases 288 to 2231 code for a protein of 647 amino acids. NCBI's taxonomy places the organism in Eukaryota, Metazoa, Chordata, Aves, Accipitriformes, Accipitridae. Gene Ontology annotation, biological process: intracellular signal transduction.